Molecule: messenger RNA, 7681 nt
Organism: Salvelinus fontinalis (brook trout)
Lineage: Eukaryota; Metazoa; Chordata; Actinopteri; Salmoniformes; Salmonidae
Product: solute carrier family 35 member E2A-like
Exons: 9
Coding region: 1305-2480 (391 amino acids)
Cellular component (GO): Golgi apparatus
Molecular function (GO): antiporter activity
Source: RefSeq, a predicted model, not a curated record
ACAUUUCCGAUUUUUGAAGUGUUUUACAGCGAAAACACAAUAUAUCGUUAUAUUAGCUAACAUCAUAAGCUAGCAUAAGGCAGCAUUGAUUCUAGUCAAGCGCUAGCCUAGCAUAGUUAGCAGAGUUAGCAUUCAACAGUUCGACAUAUAUAUGAAAAAGCAUCCCAAAUUGGGUCUUAUCUUUCUUGGUACUCCAUCAGAAUGUUGUAACGGGGUCCAAUGUCCAGUAGAGUCUUUAGUUGGGUUCCAGAACGAAUGAUUUCCCUCUUUGGUUAGCUAGCACGGUAGCAUUGCUGCGCCAGAAAGCGUUUCUUCAAAAAAUUCUUCCGUCGUUUCACAUCUAAAGUCCAGAAUAAAUUGCAAUAAUAUAAUUAAAGUAUAUUGAAAAAACCUACUUUAGGAUGAUUUUGUGACAUGUAGCAAAUAAUAUCGUAGUCAGGCAUCAUAUUCAACGUUAUCUACCUUGUUCCAGAAGCCGAGAUCAAAUUAUCCUUCGCGCCCGGAUUUUUAUUUUAACUGCGCAGGUCUCACAAGAAGUUCUGUUAUUCAGUCCAGGGACGAGAUAUUCGACUCCUUUCAAUUCUCACUUCCGCAUUACAGUCUGACGAACGCCUCUGACGUGUUAAUAUGGUCCCAAGUCAAAUGGCCUUUUAUAGAGAAGGUCUUAAAGAGACACAUCGCAUUUUGGGAAACUCAAUUCGGCUGGGAAAAUAGCUGUAAAAAUAUUUCUGUUCGACUUAGAGAAACAAUUCAAACCUUUUUAGAAACUACAGACUGUUAUCUAUCCAACAGUAGUAAAUAUAUGCAUAUUGGAAAAUAAAAAGUUUCUUAGGAGGCCGUUUGAAAAUGUGCACACAUUUUCCAGUUUUUUCAAUAUUCAGCGUGCAGCCAUAACAGGUUUUAAGAACGUUGGCUAAACUGGAACACUAGCGUGAGCCCAUAGCGAAUUAAUGGGGUCGAACGUUUGCAGAGCCUGUUUUGACUGGAGUGAUGCUUAGAAUUCUAUGAAAAAUGUAUCCCUUUUUAUUUUACCACUACAAUCUGUUCGUCGGACGAAACUGGAAGAAAACAACUUGUGUAGAAAGUAAACAUCCGCACCUCGAUGGUGUCAACUGUGCUUAUGUCUGCGUAAUGAAAAGCUGUGUUGCAGAGACCACCAGUUCUACAGUCAUGCUGAACACACUGUUGGAUAGACACACAGACUGACGAUGGACUGACCGGUCCUCUCCACCAGUCCCCUCCCCCUCCUCUCUGUAUUUGUGCCUGCUGGAUCCUGGUCAGUGGAUCCUCGUGCGCUGUGCGUCAUGGCGUCCAACGGUUGGGCUGGAAGACAUUCCCUGUGGCGGUUCCUUUCGCCGUUUCGAAGCAGGCAGGAGCGUGUGGUGCUGGCACGCAGCGAGAGCAUGCCGGGGGAACACGUGCUGAAGAUCACCAUCACAGAGACCACGAUAAUCGAGGCAGAUUCAGGGGUAUGGAACUCCAAGUCGCUGGUCUACCUGGGCCUGUGGUACUUCUUCAGCUUCUGCACACUUUUCCUCAACAAGUACAUCCUAUCUCUGCUAGAGGGGGAGCCAAGCAUGCUGGGCGCUGUUCAAAUGGUCUCCACCACCAUCAUAGGCUUUCUGAAGAUGUAUGUGCCUUGCUGCCUAUACCAGCACAAGUCCAGGACUGAGUACCCCCCCAACUUCCUCAUGAUCAUGCUGUUUGUGGGGCUCAUGAGGUUCACCAGUGUGGUGCUGGGUCUGGUGAGCCUGAAGAAUGUGGCCGUUUCCUUUGCAGAGACGGUGAAGAGCUCUGCGCCCAUCUUCACUGUCAUCAUGUCAAGGCUGAUCUUGGGGGAAUACACAGGUAUGUGGGUGAACCUGUCCCUCUUUCCUGUCAUGGCUGGUCUGGCCCUCUGCACGGCAACAGAGAUCAGUUUCAACAUGCUGGGCUUCUCCGCAGCCCUCUCCACCAACAUCAUGGACUGUUUACAGAAUGUUUUUUCAAAGAAGCUACUAAGUGGAGACACCUACAAAUUCAGCCCUCCAGAUCUGCAGUUCUACACCAGUGCAGCUGCAGUCAUUAUGCUCAUACCUGCCUGGGUCCUCCUCAUGGACAUCUCAGUGAUUGGGAAGAGUGGGCGUUCGUUCAGCUGGAGUCCAGACAUCGUUCUGCUGCUGCUGUUUGAUGGGGCCCUGUUCCACCUGCAGAGUGUCACCGCCUACGCCCUCAUGGGACGCAUCUCUCCCGUCACCUUUAGUGUAGCCAGCACGGUGAAGCAUGCCCUGUCUGUCUGGCUGAGCAUCAUCUUGUUCAGUAACCACAUCACGGUGCUCAGCGCUGCCGGCACGGCCCUGGUGUUUGUGGGCGUGCUGCUGUACAACAAGGCUAAGCAGUUUCAGAGACACACCUUAAAGGCCCUGGCCCACGCCCAGGCUCAGGGCCACAACUACAAACCACUACUGCAGGAUCACAAGCUCAAAGCAUCGGACCGAUAGACUUCUCAGGAGACCAAGGGGGGAGAGACCAAAGAGGUCUCUUCUCUCUAACUUUGAUCAUGUAGAACCUGAUACGCAGACGAUUUGACUAGACCAUGUUUUGACUCGCGCCAGCAUUAUGACGAAUGAGGGAAGUCAGCGGUCAUCAUAGCACGGUAGAAGGAUCUGUCACCCAAGUGAUGUUUCGUUCAGUAGGAAUUGUCCAUUUGAGAGGCUAGUUUCUCUUGAGGUUUCAUUCGGCCUCACUGAUGCAUUCUCUGAUACCUGUGUGAACUUGUCUUAGUGUGUGGUCUGACCGCGGCCCACUGUUUGACUGUGGACUGGUGCAGGUGUGAGCAAACUUUUUGGCUUGAGGGCCACAUCCGGAUUUCUAAAUUGAACGGGGGACACACAAAAUCUAUUUUUGGGCCAGAAACAUUCCAGUUGUUUUUAAAUAUAUGGGUCCAUUUAUAUUUCGACAUACUUUCUAUCUAGUUUUAGACGUUCAAGUGUGGCCUGGAGUGUUAAAAAAAAAAUUAAACCCAAAACAAUUUCCCCCCUCCCCAAAAAACGACUUAUUUUAAUUUGUUUAUUUUUACCUCCAAUGGGUCGGAUUGAAUGGGCUCAUGGGCCGGAUCCGGCCAGGCCGUAGUUUGCCCACCCCUGGGGCCUCAUUUAUCAAAGUUGCAUGCGCACAAAAAAAGACUAAACUUUCCUGCGCCAGUUAGGCCUCAAAGUUUGGUGUUUAUCCAUUUUGAACUUGACGGUAAAGUGUGAGUAUCUCCACGCAAAUCUCAGGCCAAGCGUACACACUACUUCUAGUGGUUGAUCAACUAUAUUGCAAGCAAAUAUUGUUAUUUCUGUCUCGUCUGAGGGUGCCAGAGCGCAAAAUAACUGAUGAAUUUACGAACGCUCAACACCCGUUGAAUAUGGCCGGUGUGAGUAAACGUCGGCAAAAAAACGUAAUUAACUUGUUGCCAGCAGUACAGUUACAGUCACCAACCCUCUGGAUAACAUAAAAAGAGCCUAACCAGCUCUGCUAGGACCAGUAAAAUGGUCAGAGUGAGGUGUUCUAUCAUUUGUGUCUGGAAGUAGCUAGCAAGCUAGCCAACUUUAGCCAGUUAGCUUGGGUGCUUGACUGCCAUUGUGUGGUCAGAACGCUCGGAUCAACCCUACUGCUUGGCCAGAACAUCCAGUGUGCACUCUGAGAGCGAAACACUCUGAAUUUACGAAUGGACAAUCUGACAACUCUCUGAAUUUACGAUCACCCUCUGAGCGCCCCCUCUGAGCUCCCCCUCUGACACUCUAGAUUGAAUUUUUGAACACACCCUUAAUCCCCGAGCAUACACCAAGGCAGGAGAUAGAAACACAAACAUGUAUUUAUAAACAAAAUAUUGAACAACAAUUUGUAUUUUUCGUGGAAGCGUGGGCUAUAGUAAGCAUUUAAUUUUAAAUUGUUCAAUAGACAAUAAAUCUUGCAGAAUGUGCGACUAGUGUUUGGCACUCGCUAUAGGCGGUAUGCAUUUUUUGUAAAGAAAUGUCACUACAAAAGAUUAAAACAUUCUGCCCACACAUCUACAGAAAUGUGAUCACAUUUGCCAUUGCACUUUCUUUUGCAACUUUUGCAACUAACUAUGGCCCAGUUCCAACAUCUCCAAAUCAAACAGCAAAUGAAGGCGUUGUUGUUACCAUAAGUGAAUCAAUAAGUUUUACAGGCAGGGUUGAUCACGAACGCACAAAUAUAGUGUAUUAAUGAAAACAUGAUUAUGUUCCAUGCCACAUUUUGAUAAAUCGCAAUAAUUUUGUUGCACAGGCAAAUCAGGGCUGGACUACCUCAUUUGGGCCCCCAUAAUUGUUUUAAAUAGUAAUAAUUCUGUUUAAUAAUGCUAAACAAUUUUUAAAGCUAAUUUCCUGCAAUUCUACACUAUUUGACAUGGGUCAGUGAUAAAUGUGCUAUUUUAUAGCUCAUCUCAUGCUAUUGGUCACAUUUUCUCCAUGAGGUUGAGAGAAAAUGUUGCAGUUUAGAGCUUAUUUCCUGCAAUUGGACAGAUUUAUUCUAUCAUAUGCUGUCUGGGGGGCCCCUGACCUCCAGGGGACCCACAACCCAAAAAAGGUUAUGGGCACCUGGGCAUGUGCCCUGUUUGACUGUUUGGUAAUCCGGCACUGACGUAAAUUCUAGAAUCUCCCAAGUAUGCCAGAAUUGAGUAAGAAAUGUAUGCAUAGUUGAUAAAUGAGGCCCCUGGUCUGGUGUGCUUAAACAAGCACUCGGCCAGAUGGCCAGACCUUCAGACUUCACUGUCAAUUCCUUUUGUUGUUCCAUUCCUUCGCCUGUUUUCAAACAAUGUGAAAACUCAGGAUUUCUCUCAAUGUUCAUUGGUGGAAGUGGUUCAUUACUAGUCUAUUUUUUAUGCAUACUUGCCUUUAUGAUUUUAUUUUUUUCCAUUGGUCUUAAAAAAAAAAGUCAUGGGCACAUAUUCUCGUUGACAAAACAGCUUUAUUCUCCCGAUUCAUUAGCCACCAUCCAUCAUAAUGUAGAACAGCUAAGGCAUUUAUUAAUUCCAAUAGGGCAUUAGCUCAGCUGUUUACCAACUAGUCACAAGUGAAAAGCAAAUAUUUGAGGCAUUUAGCCUGACUACAAAGGUGUGUCUUACCCUCAGGGGAGAAGAGGUAGAGAGAGUAAUGUUUAUUUGUUUUCCCAAAGCUCACAUUUGACACUGAACUUCUCACAGCAAUGUGAAAUAUUUGAAAGCCUUGCAUGCAGUCAGCAGAGAUCAUAUCAUCUGCAGUUCUUACAAAUUCACCUAUAAAAAAAAAAAUAUUCUCAAAGCUUUCUCUGAUAGUAUUGUUGUUUGUUCUUUUUCUUGCACGAAACCUGAAAGGUUCCUUCAGUUUAUUUAUAGAUGAUUGAUUUGGGAUGUUGUGGCAUUGUGUAGCCUUCCAAACCCAUGUCUUACUUUAUGUGCCACAUUGAAUCCUGUUAUUUGCUAUGAGUCAGUUGAAUAUUUGGCUUUAAAAGGGACUUCACUGUAAGGUGCCAAUGACUUGAUGUACUUUAUUUGAAGUGUUGUCCUUCAAGUAGUGCUGUAUUUCAAGUACUGUACACAAAACUGUUAUUUGUCUUGAGUACAUUCCUUUGUCUUUGCAUUCUUUUUUAACAGCGCAUUUAAUUUUUGUCAUUCGGGUUGUGAAAUGUCCAAGGUCUCAACCAUUUUAACCAUUUCCUCUGUCAUUUCUAUAUAUUACCAUUUGGGUGAUGUAUUCUAAUAUUUGCAUUAAACAAGCUCAAUUAUAUCAAUUCUGUUGAGGAAUCUACAAGUACUGGUUUACUCCACUGCCUGCCUGUAGACAGAGAAUAAGCGAGCAGACAGUGGGUGUACAUCUCCUGCAUUCUAUCCUGGUUCUCGUCCUUGCCUUGUAACUGAAUAAUACCGGCAUAACCAGGUGUGUGACUUUCCUGGCUAUUUGAGCAAUUAAACACCAGGGAGAAACAAAAACCAGCAGUAAAUUGGCCCCCAAGGACGGGCAUAUUCAUUACAGAAACCGUUUAAGAACUACCGUUUAUAGAACUAUUGUUUCUAUUGGACAAAUUGAGGUAGGUCCCUCCGUUCUGUUUGCUUCCGUUUAAAAACAUUUUUUCAACAAAAUCGGCAUAAUGAAUACGCCCUUGGAGUUGUGCACCCCUGGCAUGGCAGGAAUUAAACUCUUGCAGAUUUUUUGGGUGUGUUUGAUUUACACCCCAGAGUAUUCUGGAUUGAUGGAUUUGCCAAACUGGUUAAUUAGAAAAUGUCAGUCCUGUGGAUUGAAUGAGCUAGGUGCAAGGGUUGAAUUCCAACCUAAUCUUAUUCAACCUCUCUAUUGAGCUUAGGUUUAGUGAAACUGGAUCUCAUUUUUGUCCUUUGUCUAUAGUGAAAGUGUGGUCAGUUGGAUAGGAUAAAGCGAAACUACAGAACUGACUACAUUUUGUAAGGGGAAGCUGACAUAAAAAGGAAAUGUGUUUGUUUGCGUGAGUGAAUGGCACUGGCAUUUCCUUGGUUUUGUUAUGGUGUGGUGCUUUUCUCACACUAACAACAAGUUCAGCAAAGGAAAGUUCCCAAUAUGUGGAUGUCUCAAGUUUGGACAGAUAAUUUAUGUGAAUUUGACUAGAAUGUAAUCUUGUGUUCCCUGACUAUUGUGAUCAAUCAAUGUGUAUAGCUACAAGUUGCGAGUUCUUUCUGACUCCUGUUGACUGAUUUUGUUUUCUCAAUUAUUUUACAAGUGCCACUUUACUUGCACAUGAAUUGUGCCUUUAGGGCUGUUUCUCUGAAUUCAUGUUCUUGCCUAAAUGUGAUUUUCACUGAUGGUCCAGUGUUGAUAUGAUUACUGUAAUUAAGAUAUUUACUGUAGACUUCAAAAUGUUUAACCGAUGGGGUAUAUCAAAGGCUACAUAAUUUCUACUGUUAAGUGAAAUUCUCACCAGGUGACCUUUUUCAUCUCAUUCUCUGAGAAUUUGCUCAGAACAUGUUUUUUUGGUUGUAUUUUCUAAGUACUGCAUCACUCAUAAAAGAGAGGCCUCUGUCGUUUUUUAAAGAAACAUGUGGACUAAGAUUUCAUGUUGAUGCAUUCCCCAAAAUGAUUGUGUUGGUUGUCAUAUGAACCAGACAUAGUUUUACACUGAUUUAUCACCACUUUUCUAAUUUAAUAGCAAUAUGUCACAAUUCACAAUAUUAUACCUCUCAAAAUCUGUGAGUCACAAGGAUAAAAGGGGAAAGUAUUGUGUAGGAGUAAGCGGAGAUUGACAUUCAAGUCUGAAAGGCAUUUACCCAUCUGGCAAGACAGGAGUUUUGGCUGCCUGAAGGUUAUGAUCACUUGCUGAAAAUGUAAAUGAGCUAUUUACUUGCAGAAAUGCCGUAUAUUGUCUGCCUGGCAUGUAAACAUAGGGUAUCAAUCAACAACAAAAAAUCACCUACUCAAUGGGGCAACCUCAGGGCAGGCUUGCACGACUACUCAAUUCACUUGCCCCAGGCAAUAGGGCAACCCUUAAUUUCAAUCCCUGGUAAGGGAUAAAAAUAUAUCCAAAUAGACCAACUGCUAAUAUAACAAAAAAUGUAUUGUGAAAAGGGGAAAUGUUCAUUAAAAUUGUAUAUUUUGGGGAGCUGUUCAUGUGAAUUUUAUCUGAGAUGUAAUGAUGUUUAAUAAUCGAUAAUGUUAUGCACGUGAUUAAUAAAAUAUAUUUUUCUUCUGCA